AUGAACAUUUUAUAUUCUUGUUUGCAGGCUAUUAGUCUUUUGGGUCCAGCAACGUUCGACGCUUCAAAGCUCAAAGUUGAAUUUAUAGGAGAAGAGUUCAAUGAUUAUGUAGGAAUCAUCCCAAGAACUUACAUCCUAUCACAUUGUGACUUCACAGCUAACCUAACCUUAACGAUCUCCAAUGUCAUCAACCUUGAUCAGUUAAAAGGAUGGUACAGCAAGGAUGACGUGGUUGCAGAAUGGAAACGGGUGAAUGGUGAAAUGUGCCUACAUAUUCAUUGCUAUGUGAGCGGUCCCAAUCUCAUGCUGGACCUGGCCGCAGAGUUUAGAUAUCACAUAUUUUCCAAAGAAAUGCCUUUGGUACUCAAAGCUGUGUUACAUGGAGACUCUCUACUUUUCAGAGAGCAUCCCGAGCUAUUGGAUGCCUUGGUUCGGGUUUAUUUUCAUUCCAAUUUGAAGAAGUACAAUAGAAUUGAAUGCUGGGGGCCUCUCAAGGAUGCUGUAGAGGGAAGACAAGGGGAUCAUACCAAAGGAAUAACUGCACACAUGGAUUCUUCCCAUCCUCGGGACAAGCAGAGAACGCCAAAAUCAAUAUUUCAAGUUCUAUUUGCAUUCCUUCUUUGAUUCUUUGAAGUCAAUAACUGCACAUAUGGAUUCUUCCCAUCCUCGGGACAAGCAGGGAACGCCAAAAUCCAUAUUUCAAGUUCUAUUUGCAUUCCUCCUUUGAUUCUUUGAAGUCUAUUGCGUAUUAUGAUCUCGAAGUUUUUUAAUACCUUCGAGGCUUGUCAACUUCAACAGCUAACGCCAGAGGCAGUGAAGGAAUCAGCUUUCAUGUGUAAAGUUCAAAUAAUUCUUUGGGAAGACGCAAAAAGGGAAAAAAAAUCAGGUUGAUGUAAAACAAGGACUGUUUGGGGUUCAUAAAACUGAUUCACAAUUUUUCUGUGACUAAGACCAAUUUGUUCAUGCGUUAAUCAAUGGCUAAUGUCUUUGUUGC
Messenger RNA from Prunus avium (sweet cherry), 994 nucleotides. NCBI's taxonomy places the organism in Eukaryota, Viridiplantae, Streptophyta, Magnoliopsida, Rosales, Rosaceae. The record is from RefSeq and is a predicted model, not a curated record.